This is a messenger RNA of Phoenix dactylifera (date palm), 1032 nucleotides long. The record is from RefSeq and is a predicted model, not a curated record. NCBI's taxonomy places the organism in Eukaryota, Viridiplantae, Streptophyta, Magnoliopsida, Arecales, Arecaceae.
UUCACGAGAACCGGUCCAACCGGACGGUUUGGACAAAGCAAUAACUUGAACUCGGGGGGUCCGGCAUUUGGGAUCUGGGGGUUUUUAAGCGCGAAGGCAUUUAGGUAUCGAGAUCCCGUUCUCCCCUUCCUCCACACUCCGAGGUCUGCACUCGCGACCUCGAGGGCUCGAACUCAAGGUUCGACAGUGUUGGACGCCGCCGGCAGGAAGAUUAGACAGCAACCUACAUGUCUACUAAUACAGAGGAGGCCAGGAAGGCUUAUGCUGAAUUUGAGGAGAAAGUGAGGAGGACGGUGUUCCUCGACAAUCUUUCUCAUAAGGUUACACCUGCUGUCAUCAAAAUGGCGCUUGGUCAAUUUGGUAAUGUGGUCAAUGUAGAGUUUAUCCCAAACUACACAAUACCUUAUAAUAUCCCACAGUGUGCUCUGGUGGAAAUGGAGGAUGCAAAGCAGGCUAACUCCAUAAUCACUGAGAUGACCGACUUUCCGUUCAUGAUGUCUGGGAUGCCAAGGCCUAUCAGGGCCCGGCGCGCCAAGGCAGAGAUGUUUGCCGACCGCCCUGCACCACCUGACAGGAAGAUAGAAGUUCGUUGGGUGGACCCGUCUGAUCCAGAUUUUCAGGUGGCGAAGAAGCUUAAGGAAAUGGUCGUGAGACACAAGGCAGAAACUUUGGCCUUGGUUAAGCUUCAACUGGAAGAAGAGGAGAAGCUUGCAAUGCAGCAGGCAGAAUUGCUGAAGUCUAACUUCAAGAAGUUUGAGAUGAUAGAAAAUAUCAUGCAAGAUGGAGCUGCCUCCUGCUUGGCUCGCCAUUACGGUGUUAAACUCGCUGAUGAGUGAGCACUAUUGUUGAUUUAAGGCAUUUCAUAGUUUGUAUGGAUCAUUCUGAGUGAAUUCUUGAAGCAUCUGUACAGUUGAUAUGGAUAUGGAACUAUUAUGUUGGGUAGUUGCGUUAUGGCUUAUUAGGAAUAUAGAAGAAUACAAUGUUACAUAUUGCAUCAAUCAAUCAAACUGUGUCUUCUCAAGUGUUUUCUUA